GACCGAACCAUGUCGUCGCUCAUCUCUAGCUCAACUCAACUAAUAAUGGCUCAACUUGGGGUAAAAAAGAAUCUUAUAAAAGGGACCAACAUUUCCUACAUCCUUUUUGGCUUUCUAUAUCAAUCAUUUUUCUUUACUCUAUUAUUUUAAACAAAAAUGCCUCUCUCAAAAUCUGACGCUAAGAAGGACCAAACCAUGGGUAACGUCAAGGACACUAUAGGUGGUGCUGUUGGUAAUGAAUCCAUGCAAACAAGGGGCAAGGCUCAAAACACCGCAGGUCAUGCUCAAGACAAUGCUGCCGAUGCUAAAGGCUAUGCUAAAGGAACCGCUGAUCAAAUUAGUGGCGCUGUCAAAGGUGCUUUUAAUUCUCUUACUGGCAACACUGGUGAUGAAACUGCCAACAAAGCUCAAAAGAAGAAGGGCGAAGCUCAAAAGUCAAUGCACUCUUAAGCGUGCAGAGGCAACAAUAAUAUGUUAUACUUUACCCUUUGCUAUAGUUCCAUAUGCAUUGGAGCUGCUCUGUCAAAAACGAAAAUCAGUUAUCGACUUGAUUUAAAAAUAGCUUACUUACUUUCUUUCAUUUUGAUCCAUUCCCAUUCAUUUUUUUAUUUUUUUU
This is a messenger RNA of Mycotypha africana, 616 nucleotides long. RefSeq lists its product as uncharacterized. NCBI's taxonomy places the organism in Eukaryota, Fungi, Mucoromycota, Mucoromycetes, Mucorales, Mycotyphaceae. The transcript has a single exon. The record is from RefSeq and is a predicted model, not a curated record. The coding region runs from base 157 to 450 and encodes 97 amino acids.